This is a messenger RNA of Guillardia theta CCMP2712, 1470 nucleotides long. RefSeq lists its product as hypothetical. Gene Ontology annotation, biological process: RNA 3'-end processing. The transcript is spliced from 18 exons. The record is from RefSeq and is a predicted model, not a curated record. Bases 1 to 1470 code for a protein of 489 amino acids. NCBI's taxonomy places the organism in Eukaryota, Cryptophyceae, Pyrenomonadales, Geminigeraceae. Gene Ontology annotation, molecular function: nucleotidyltransferase activity.
AUGAAGCUUCUUGUGACCUUGGCUCGCUUGACUCUGCUCUUCCAUGCCUGCGUGCCCGCAGCCUCUCCAUCCUCAGCGCUCAUCGUACAAUCUCCCCAUGUCAAGGUCCCAUCUACAGGUCAGGCAGGUCAUAGCAUCAACGACAGUACCAGCCCGAGCUCGUGGAGCGAGCAAAGCAAGUGGUCUGAGGCGAGCAGCGAGCUACUGCCUGCUGCCUAUGACUCUUUCUCGAACCCUCUGAUUCAAUCUCGAGGUCCAACACAGACAUCCAGUGAGGAGGAAUCAGAGGCGACGGCUGUAUCCAUUAGUAUGCUCACUUCAAGUGUGCUGGUUUGCAAUGUGAGGAGACUGACGGGUCAGGACGAGGCCAGCAAGCUCCUCGCUUGGAUCGACAUGCAAGUGCAGGAGGUGGUGAGGCGGGUAGCCAUGCCUCCUGCAAAAGCGAGGAGGCAGCAGAUGUUUGUUGCUAACUUGACAAGAGCUGUCAAGUGCAUCUUAGGUGCAGAUGCCGAGCUAAGGGCGUAUGGAUCUGCUGCUGCUGGCUUUGGAUCUGUCGACUCGGACUUGGACCUGCAGCUGUCGUUGAGCAGCAAGAGGAAGCAGCUGAGGACCCCGAUGGCUGUGCGAGGCACGUAUCUUCCUCGCGUGUUAGUUCGCAUGCAAGGUAAGAAAACUGUCAUGAUGCGGCGGAGAGAAAACAUUCGUAUGCUCAAGGUCCUUUCACAUGCGCUCCGUUCUCGCUUUGGAUUGAAGGCUGUCGCGAUCUUACGGGCCCGCGUGCCCCUCGUGACGGUUCAGUCCGAAGACGCGACACUUUCAUUUGACAUCAGCGUGCACGAGGAAGAGAACUUCGGGAGGUUUGCCGUGAACUUCCUUGAGGUGAUGAGGAGGGUCGACGAGAGAGUGAAGGAGGUAGUUCUCGCCGUGAAAACAUGGAGCAAGAGGAGAGAGAUCAAUGAAGCCUUCCGAGGAACUCUCAACUCCUUCUCUCUCAUCAUCAUGGUUCUCUUCGUGCUGCAGAGACUCGAUCCUCCUAUCCUUCCCAACCUUUUCCUUCCAGUGCUCCCCUUGCGCGGAGCGGCAGCAGAGCGUGCGAGGAAGGCGAGGAGGAGAGAAGAAGUAGUCUAUGACGUCCUGAAGCCGAUUGCAACCAUCAGAGGGGUCGACGGCCAACCGAAGAUGGCUGGAGAGAUUCUUCUCCGCUUCUUCGCCUUCUUCGCCUUGGAGUUCAACUGGUCGCAGGAGUGCCUCUCUAUCCGUGAAGGAAGGACUCGCAAGGUACAAGAGACGGCUUUCCCCUCGUCCGAGCGCUUUCAUGUCUUCAUCGAAGACUUCCUGGACGAGUCCAACAACGUGGCGAGAUGUGUUGAUCAAGCUGGACGUCAAAGGAUCGAGGAUGAAUUUCGAAGAGCGUAUGACACUCUCUGCGCUAAAGGAGAUUUCGAGGCUCUUCUGCAAAGUCCUUUGUGA